UUAGAAUCCAGCAAUUUAACCGUUUUGCAAAGCAAGGAAAUUAAGGAAGAUAUGGAUAUCAUUAAGUGGCAUUCAGAAUUGUCUUAUGAGGAGUGGAUGGCACUCCCUGUUUCCGGUUCACGACCAUCAGCCCGAUACAAGCAUGCUGCUGUGGUGGUUGGUGAGAAACUAUACAUUGUUGGAGGGAGUCGAAAUGGUCGACAUCUAUCUGAUGUUCAGGUUUUUGAUCUUAGAAGUCUGGUAUGGUCCAAUCUAAAACUCAAAACUGAGUUGAAUGGUGAGAUGGCUGAAGACAGUGGAUCACAGGAAGUUCUUCCACCCAUGUCUGAUCACAGUAUGAUUAAAUGGGGUAACAAACUCUUAAUCCUUGGUGGGCAUUCAAAGAAGUCGUCUGUUGGCAUGAUAGUGUGGUAUAUUGAUCUUGAAACCAACAUCUGCGGUGUCAUGGAGACUUCAGGAAAAGUUCCAGCAGCUCGUGGGGGUCAUUCUGUGACAUUGGUUGGUUCUAGAGUAGUUAUCUUUGGUGGGGAAGACAGGAGUAGGAAAUUGCUAAGUGAUGUCCAUGUUCUUGAUUUGGAGACAAUGACUUGGGAAGCAGUAGAGACUACGCAGACACCCCCAGCUCCCAGAUAUGAUCACACUGCAGCUCUGCUUGGAGAGCGAUACCUUUUAGUAUUUGGUGGGUGUUCCCAUUCAAUAUUUUUCAGUGAUCUUCAUGUACUGGACUUGGAAACUAAUGAGUGGUCUCAACCACAAGUACAAGGUGAUUUGGUAACUCCUAGGGCAGGUCAUGCUGGUGUAGUAAUUGGUGAUGACUGGUUUAUCGUUGGUGGUGGAGAUAACUGCAAUGGUUGCCCAGAAACUAUUGUGCUGGAUAUGUCUAAGCUGGCUUGGAAAGUCUUGACAAGUGUGAAGGAAAGGGAUCCACUUGCUAGCGAGGGUCUCAGUGUUUGCACAGCAAUAUUUGAUGGAGUGAAGCAUCUUAUUGCCUUUGGUGGUUACAACGGCAAAUAUAAUAAUGAGGUAUUCAUUUUGCAACUCAGACCAAGAGACAUUGCACGCCCAAAGAUUUUUCAGUCACCAGCAGCAGCAGCUGCCGCAGCUUCUGUAACUGCUGCUUAUGCCUUGGCCAAAUCUGAAAAGUUGGACUUCCCUCAAUCUUUGAUCUUAAACUCUAAUGGAAAUGGGAACAAUCUUUCUGAACAAGAUGUUACAGUUGAUAUUGACUCAAUCAAAGAAGAAAAAAGAGUUCUGGAACUGUCGUUAGCAGAAGCCAGAGAUGAAAAUUCUAGGCUCAGAGAAAAGGUCGAUGAAGUUAACAGUACUCAUGGUGAUUUGUCCAAGGAACUCCAAUCCGUCCAAGGUCAACUAAUAACUGAGAGAUCAAGAUGCUUUAAAUUGGAGGCACAAAUUGCGGAGCUUCAGAAGAUGCUGGAAUCUUUGCAGACAAUAGAAAAUGAAGUGCAAAUACUGAGGAGACAAAAGUCUGCAUUGGAGCAAGAAAUGGAGCAAGCUAUGGCUGUCCAGAGGCAAAGUUCCGGUGGUGUUUGGGGAUGGAUUGCUGGCAGCCAAUAGAAAUCAACCUCAAAUUCAAACAUCAAUUUUCCUGCAUGUGUAUACAUACACAUUGACUGGUUUAUAUAUGGGAAUAUGCUUUUCAGCUGUUAUCUGCGAGCAUUAGGACACAAAUUGGGUAGAAAUAUAUGAUUGAUGUGGUCACAUUUUUUUUAAUCUUGGUUGAAUAGAUAUAUUUUAAUUUUUCCAUUUAAAUUCCUUGUUAUGUAACAAUAAUACUCUCCUGUAACCUUUCCAUCUUUGCUCUUAUGGUUUCUUUUAUUUUU
Mangifera indica (mango) is the source of this 1841-nucleotide messenger RNA. RefSeq names its product acyl-CoA-binding domain-containing protein 4. The record is from RefSeq and is a predicted model, not a curated record. Lineage: Eukaryota; Viridiplantae; Streptophyta; Magnoliopsida; Sapindales; Anacardiaceae. The transcript is spliced from 14 exons. Gene Ontology annotation, molecular function: protein binding. The annotation marks the transcript as partial.